AUGGCUGUUACCGGCUAUUUCAUCGACCAGGACUGGAACUACCGCGAGAUCUUACUUAGCUUUGAGCUACUUCACGGGCAUCAUAUUAAAGAUAGGGUGUUAACCGUUACCACUGAUAACGCUUUAAAUAACUCUACCCUACUAGAGACGCCGCGAGCGUUUCCUAGAGCUCUAGACGAAAGAGCCGAAGCUCGUGCUAAUAUAAGACGUCCGAACUCGCUAGAACUUAACGUUUCUGAUGCUUCGGCGUGCGAAACGGCUAUAGUCAACCUUUGA
This is a messenger RNA of Penicillium cataractarum, 276 nucleotides long. RefSeq lists its product as uncharacterized. The transcript has 3 exons. NCBI's taxonomy places the organism in Eukaryota, Fungi, Ascomycota, Eurotiomycetes, Eurotiales, Aspergillaceae. The record is from RefSeq and is a predicted model, not a curated record. The coding region runs from base 1 to 276 and encodes 91 amino acids.